Molecule: messenger RNA, 1209 nt
Organism: Anthostomella pinea
Lineage: Eukaryota; Fungi; Ascomycota; Sordariomycetes; Xylariales; Xylariaceae
Source: the annotation of a GenBank genome assembly
AUGGCUCCCAUCACGCACGAGGUUCACCUCCUCAUGAAGCGCGGCGAUGAAGGACGGCCCACCGACCCCGACGCGCUCGUUCUCGAGGCUUGGGCCCAGGGCUUCAUGGUCGGUUCUCUGGUGAUCAUGGCAUUCAUUACCAUGUCAAACAUGCGCAAGGGUGUUCUGCUGCACAAGCUUAUCCUUCUCGAGCUGCUCCUCGGAGUCUGGCAAGGCUUCUUCAUAUUCUUCCACAAUCCUGUCUACGCCUGGUGGCUCUCCGUCAGCGCCAUUCCUCUCAACAUAUCUUGGGUCCUGCACAACGUCGUGGCCUUCCUCAAGAUCAAGCCUUUCCUUUCCAAGAGAGUAAGAAUUGUUUAUAUCGUCACGGUAGCGGUGAGCCUUCCCUACUGGGUCGUCGAGAUCUACGCGAAUUUCGCCUACUUCCACAACAUCAACGAUCUCUUCCUCCGCACUCGGCCGUUCGAGGCGCUUUGUCGGGAUCCCUGGUGGAUCUUCACCACCUUCACUCUUUUCUACAGUAUCAAGACCCGCUACGAGAUAUCCUUCUCUGAGAUCAUGCGCAUCUCCCCGCGCUUCGGCAUCAUGCUGCUCGCCAUGAUCAUCAGCAUCAUCUUCCUCAUCGUCGACAUCUGCUCGGUGCUCGACGCCUUCCAGUCCUCGCUGCCCGUCGGCAUCAACCCGUUCUGGAAGCUCGCCUUCGUCUUCAAGUGCCUUACCGACACCGUCAUCCUCGACGACUUCAAAACGGCCCUUGAUAAGCUGCGGGCGUGGAAGAUGGCUCACUUUGGCAGCUACAGCUUCGGCCAGGACGCGACGUCUCGCACACGCACCACAGCGCACUACGCCAAGGCGUGGGAGGAGAUACAGCCCGGGUCCGACUCGCAGCGCACGGCCGCCGUGUCGUAUGUGGCCCCCGACGAUGAUCAGAUGCCCAAGGGCAACUUCAUCGGCGUCAAGACCACCAUCGUCCAAACACAACACAAGACCUUGGCCUCGUCGCCGACGGGUCUCUCCUCGGGCACUUCAACCAGGCGCGCCAGUACCGAAGACAUCAUCGCAAGCGCUCCGAAGGCGCCUGAGGUUACGUAUCAGCAGGGCGUCGACCGGUGGACGGAAGUCAACGACGACGCGUAUCCGUUGCGGCCUAUAGCGAGCCCUUCGCCCCUAUCCUCGCCCAAUGGCCUGGACUUCCCGCAUAGGUCUUGA